Messenger RNA from Agrilus planipennis (emerald ash borer), 424 nucleotides. Its product is annotated as COP9 signalosome complex subunit 2-like. NCBI's taxonomy places the organism in Eukaryota, Metazoa, Arthropoda, Insecta, Coleoptera, Buprestidae. The transcript is spliced from 3 exons. The record is from RefSeq and is a predicted model, not a curated record. Gene Ontology annotation, cellular component: COP9 signalosome. The coding region runs from base 119 to 424 and encodes 101 amino acids. Gene Ontology annotation, biological process: protein deneddylation.
AAUUUUUAUGCAAUUUUGUAAGUCGGUUAAUGUUGUCAAAGUGCUUGCUUAUUACCGUAUUAAUUUUUUAUUCUACGUAUUUAUUCAUAUAAUUUAUACCUAAAUACAUUUUAAAGCAAUGUCAGAUGCUGAAGACGAUUUUAUGUGUGACGACGAUGAAGAGGAUUAUGGUUUGGAAUAUUCUGAAGAUAGUAAUUCAGAACCGGAUGUAGAUUUAGAGAACCAAUACUACAACAGCAAAGCUCUUAAGGAAGAUGCCCCAAGGCUUGCACUAGCAUCUUUCCAAAGAGUAUUAGAUUUAGAAAGCGGUGAAAAAGGUGAAUGGGGUUUUAAAGCCUUGAAGCAAAUGAUCAAAAUAAAUUUUAAGCUGGGAAACUUUAAUGAAAUGAUGGUUCGUUACAAGCAACUGCUAACAUACAUUUAA